AGCGCGGCGGACGGGGACUCCGCCUUGCGCGUGGGGCGCUGAGCCGAGAAGCGCGGAGGCGGCGAGGGCGCGCGGAGGACUCGGAGGGUCGCUCGGCGCUGCCUCCCCGCCACCCUUCGCACCAUGGGCAGCGAGGAGGACACAGUCAAAGAGAAACUGCUGUGGAACGUGAAAAAGGAGGUGAAGCAAAUCAUGGAGGAGGCUGUCACCAGGAAGUUUGUGCAUGAAGAUAGCAGCCAUAUCAUUGCUCUGUGUGGCUCAGGUGCUGUUUUCCUCUGCGGCCCAGGUGCGGUGGAGGCUUGCCUCUUGCAUCAGCUGAGGCGCCGUGCAGCUGGCUUCCUGCGCAGUGACAAGAUGGCAGCUCUGUUCACCAAGGUGGGGAAGACAUGCCCAGUGGCUGGGGAGAUUUGCCACAAGGUACAGGAGCUACAGCAGCAAGUAGAGGGCAGGAAACCCUUAGGGGGCAGCCAUGAGGCCCUGCGGAGACAGUGCUCUGCCAGCGGGAAGGCCCUGACCCUCAGCCCGCAGGCCUUGAAACAUAUAUGGGUACGCACAGCGCUCGUCGAAAAAGUGCUGGACAGGGUUGUGCAGUACCUGGUGGAGAACUGCAGCAAGUACUACGAGAAGGAGGCAUUACUGGCAGACCCUGUGUUUGGUCCCAUCCUGGCCUCUCUUCUAGUGGGACCCUGUGCCUUGGAGUACACUAAGCUCAAGACAGCUGAUCACUACUGGACCGACCCUUCUGCUGACGAGCUGGUUCAGAGGCACCGGAUCCGUGGGCCCCCCAAUCGUCAGGACUCCCCUGCGAAGCGCCCAGCCCUAGGAAUUCGGAAGCGGCACUCAAGCGGUGGGGCCUCAGAGGACAGGCUAGCUGCCUGUGCCCGGGAGUACGUGGAGUCCCUGCACCAGAACUCCAGGACGCGGCUGCUGUACGGGAAGAACAAUGUGCUGGUGCAGCCGAAGGAGGAUAUGGAGGCUGUGCCUGGCUACCUCUCGCUGCACCAGUCUGCAGAGAACCUCACUCUGAAGUGGACCCCCAACCAGCUCAUGAAUGGGACUCUGGGGGACUCUGAGCUGGAAAAGAGUGUUUAUUGGGACUACGCCCUGGUGGUGCCCUUUAGUCAGAUUGUCUGCAUCCACUGCCACCAGCAAAAGAGUGGGGGCACGCUUGUGCUGGUGAGCCAGGAUGGUAUCCAGAGGCCGCCGCUGCACUUCCCCCAGGGCGGACACCUCCUGUCCUUUCUGUCCUGUUUGGAGAACGGGCUCCUGCCACGUGGACAGCUAGAGCCCCCACUCUGGACCCAGCAAGGGAAGGGGAAGGUGUUCCCCAAGCUACGGAAGCGCAGCAGCAUACGCUCGGUGGACGUGGAGGAGAUGGGCAUGGGGCGGGCCACAGACUAUGUAUUCCGGAUCGUUUAUCCUGGCCACAGGCAUGAGCACAUCACUAUUAACUACCACCACCUAGCGGCCAGCCGCGCGGCCUCGGUGGACGAUGAGGAGGAAGAGGAGGACAAACUACACUCCAUGCUCUCAAUGAUCUGCUCGCGGAACCUCACAGCUCCCAAUCCGAUGAAAGAUGCCGGUGACAUGAUUGAGAUGCAAGGCUUCGGGCCCAGCCUGCCAGCCUGGCACCUGAAGCCCCUGUGCAGCCAAGGCUCCCCCUGCCUCUCCUGUUCCUCCAGCAGUUCCCCAUUUGCCACCCCGAGCCACUGCAGCUGCAUCCCCGACCGGUUGCCCCUCAGGCUACUGUGUGAGAGCAUGAAGAGGCAGAUUGUGUCCCGGGCCUUCUACGGCUGGCUGGCGUAUUGCCGCCACCUAUCCACGGUGCGGACCCACCUGUCAGCGCUGGUGCACCACAACAUUAUCCCACCAGACCGGCCCCCAGGGGCCCCCGGGGGCCUCACCAAGGACGUGUGGAGCAAGUAUCAGAAGGACAAAAAGAACUACAAGGAGCUGGAGCUGCUACGGCAGGUUUACUAUGGAGGUGUGGAGCACGAGAUCCGCAAGGACGUCUGGCCCUUUCUACUCGGCCACUACAAGUUCGGCAUGAGCAAGAAGGAGAUGGAGCAGGUAGAUGCUGUGGUGGCGGCCAGGUACCAGCGGGUGCUGGCGGAGUGGAAGGCCUGCGAGGUGGUGGUGAGGCAGCGGGAGCGAGAGGCCCACCCCACCACACUCGCUAAGUUCUCCUCAGGCAGCAGCAUUGACAGCCACGUGCAGCGCCUCAUCCACCGGGACUCUACCAUCAGCAACGACGUGUUUAUCUCUGUGGAUGACGUGGAGCCCCUGGGGCCCCAGGGCACUGAAGAUCCUGGGCCCAAGCCUGAGCAGGAGCAGGAAGCGGGAACCCCAGGCACUGCCGUGGUGGAGCAGCAGUCGGUGGAGUUCGACUCCCCGGACUCAGGGCUGCCGUCCUCUCGCAACUACUCCGUGGCCUCAGGCAUCCAGUCCAGCAUUGAUGAGGGGCAGAGUGUGGGCUUCGAGGAGGAGGACGGCGGUGGAGGGGAAGAAGGCUCCGACGGGCCAGAACCUGUGGCCCAUGCUUUCUCUGAGCCCCAGGAUCCCAGCCAGGAGAAGGCCUCACAGGCCAGGGAGCUGGUGGAGGCAGGGGAGGAACUUGCGGCCAUGUGUGCUGCUGCCUACACUAUAGAAUUACUGGACACCGUCGCCUUAAACCUGCACCGCAUAGACAAGGAUGUGCAGAGAUGUGACCGCAACUACUGGUACUUCACGCCCCCCAACCUGGAGCGGCUCCGGGACGUCAUGUGCAGCUACGUGUGGGAGCACCUGGACGUGGGCUACGUGCAGGGCAUGUGUGACCUGCUGGCACCUCUCCUGGUCAUCCUCGACAAUGAUCAGCUGGCCUACAGCUGUUUCAGCCACCUCAUGAAGAGGAUGAGCCAGAACUUUCCCAAUGGGGGCGCCAUGGACACCCACUUUGCCAACAUGCGCUCCCUCAUCCAGAUCCUGGACUCAGAGCUGUUUGAACUGAUGCAUCAGAAUGGAGACUAUACCCAUUUCUACUUCUGUUACCGCUGGUUCCUGCUAGACUUUAAAAGAGAGCUGCUAUACGAGGAUGUGUUUGCCGUGUGGGAGGUGAUAUGGGCUGCCCGACACAUUUCCUCGGAGCACUUUGUCCUGUUCAUCGCCCUGGCCCUGGUGGAGGCCUACCGUGAGAUUAUCCGUGACAACAACAUGGACUUCACUGACAUCAUCAAGUUCUUCAAUGAACGGGCUGAGCGGCACGAUGCCCAGGAGAUCCUGCGGAUUGCCCGGGACCUCGUCCACAAGGUGCAGAUGCUCAUAGAGAACAAGUGAGGGCUGAGGCUGGGAGGCGGCAGCCGCGCAGAACCGGGGCUCUGGGCCCCUGGGCCGCAGCAAGGCGACCGGAAGGGGCGUUGCAGCUGAGACUGCCCAACCCCCCACUGACCCUGCCUGCUUGACUGUGUUACUAACAAAGUGAUUGUGAGCUUGGGAUCCGACUGUGGGCAGUGCUGGCCCCACAGGGCAAGUCGUGGGCCAGGAUGCCUGUAGACCAGGGCUGGGAUGGGAGAGCUCGGCCUCAGGAAGCUGCUGCCUGGGGGGAUACCUGUGCACUCCCCACUCAAACAGCUGGGAUUAGUCACACUGCCCCUGCAGCCACAGCCUGGACUGUCCCCACUGCCUCUCUUGAGUCAUCUGGGCCCUACAGAGUUAGCAGGGGCUGCAGUUGCCCAGGCCCUGCCUAGCGAGGUUGUUGGGACCAGGGAGCUCUGUACUGUAUCUCCCAAGAGGCCCUGUGCAGGCCCAGCAUGGUGCAAACCAGCCCCAGCUGGGCAGCAGGAAUGACUGCGAGUUCAUUCACUGGACACAGGUCCUGGGUGGGAGCAGCCCACUUCAGCAGCACUGCCACUGCCUUUGGCCACCCGAGGUGACCCCCCAUCUACCGCGCCACCUUUACGGUGCACCCACGUGUGUCUGUACCGUCUCUCUCCACCUGCCUGUGCUUCACGCAGCAGAUGCAUCCCUGGAAACUGUGUAAAUGAUGCUUUUGCCACCGGGAUGAUCUGGAAGGCAGUGGGGGCGCUUGCUCUCUAGAGGAGAGCAGAGUGGUUCUUUAGGGAGGUGAGUCAGGCAGCCUCCUCUCAGGGACAGGCCCCAGAGCUCCUGGGAAGCCCAUCGGCCCUCCCAGGCAUUUGCUGAGUCCCUGGGGCUGAGGGAGGCAGGAGUGCCUGGGUCUUCCCUGCUUGUCCCUUGUGGGAAACAGGGCUGGCUCUGCCAUCUGCUCACUUCUCAGGCUUCUGUGAGGCCUGCGGACCCUCUCCCUCACAACGCCCCUUAGAGAAGCCUUACUUGCUGGGGUGCUGGGAAGGGCCUAGCCCCUGACCCCAGGCCUAGGCAUGCUGCUUGCUCUGUUACCCCGACGUACCCCCCCCCACUACAACAUGUGCAGGGUAGGCCUUGCUCUGGAGCCAGGAGGCCGCAUCUGCCAGGGGUUGGGGCCUGCCCAGCAGUCACUAAGGCCUGGUAGACGUCCUGCAUCUGAAACAUAGGAAAGGGCCCAGCAGCCCUUUUGCAUCCAGCACAGCCUUCCCAGCCACUGCCCCUCCCUGGGCUGUGCACAGCCUGUUUGGGGGCCAGCCCACCCCAUUGCCCGUCCCUGUCAUCCAUGAGUCCUUGGCUGCCAUCAAGCACGGGUGGCCGUUGUGUGCCUGCCUUAGUGACUCAGUGGUUUUGUGAGGAGCAGAGUGUGUAUGUUUUUUUGGCUCAGAAAUUAUACUCUUCAGUGUAAUAGACCAAUAAACACAGCAUUUGGCAACGUGGGAGACUCGGGGGGCUGCUGGUGGGCUACACUGGACAGUGACUUUGUGUGCUGGGGAGUCCUAUAAGCUCCACGGUUGAGCGGUGAGAGGGCCAGUCCCAAAAGGCAAGGAUGGGGGAAAGAGAACCAGAGUUUCCAGGAGAGGUACCUCAGACUGGAGGCUGUGGGCUGGUGUGGAGGGUGAUAGCCCCUUGAGGAACUUCACCCCCAAGUCGUGGUUCUUCCUCAGACUGACCAACGGCAUCGCCAGCCUCUGAUGAACUGGAGUAUACACCUCUGUGCGCUUCUUCCCCAGCCUACCUGCCCAUCCUGACUGGGCUCUAGCAGUGAGGUUGGGCCUUGACUGGGAAUCUACGGACUCCAGCCAGUGAUGAAGAGCCCUCCCGCCCCUCUGGCCUCUUGACCCACAGCCCUCUCAACUCUAUCUUAGGGAUGUCUGCCUCGGGCUAGGGCGUGGGGAGAGGGGAAACUGGGGUUGGAAGGGAUCAGGCCCUGCUGAGUCCAGAGGGAGGACUUAGGCCAAGGCUUGGAAAGGGUACAACUCAACAGAAGACCCUCAUCCCUUAUGCCCUUCCCCCAUCCUAGUGCCUCUGGUCCAGUCCCACCCUGGAUGCUUCUGCCUGAGGCUCCAGAUAGAGGACUCCACUUACGCAACACGUUGCCUCUGGUGCCAGAGGACACUGGCUUUCAGGACAUUAGGGCCUGUUGUCAACUCACUCUCAGAGCUGAAAAUCCCAGGACACAGCUCUGCCUUACCCAUCUGGGGUCCUGGCAGGCUGUUCCCUGCUGUUAGGGACUAGUGGCCCACAGCUGCCCAGACAAACCAGUUGACAGGGAGCUCUGGAGCCAGGGAGUAAGUCAACAUCAUAGACCUCUCAUGUUAACUCAUCCCUCACCAGCAGACUCUGUGGCCUGGAGCUAUCAAUUCCCCGUGGUUUCCUCCCCUUGAAAGAAAUUCUCCAAAGGGCCUGGAUAAACUAGCCUGCAGGCGGCCCAGUUUGUUCACACGCUCCCACCCUCUCCCUAUUCCACCUGGAAGUGCUGCCCUUCCAGGACCUCCAGUACCAAAGGCCAUCCCCACAGCCAAAAUGGUGGGUCUGCUGGGGGUAAGGGCAAUCCGGGUGUGGGCAGGAAGCACAAGAAGCACAGGAGAGGUGCCAUAAAACACCAGCCCAGGUAACUCUCUCAACCUUAGAAAGUAAGCCUUCUUCUUUCACAGAGCCGGGACUUGUUGCCAUGCAGGUGUUAUGGAGUAGAACUGCUCCGUAGGGUUUUCUUGAUUGUAACCUUUUUGGAAGCAGAUUGACAGGACUUUCUUUGUGGCACUGCUAGGUGGACUCGAACCACCAACCUUUAGGUUAGUAGAGCAAACCAUUUGUGCUACUCAGGGACAUUUUCAUAAGGCAGGCGCUGGUAAAUGGAAGAAGCUGGGUUCGUAUUUGGGCUUUGUUGUGGUUACCUGACCACAGACUCCUCUCACAGGUUCCAGCUGAGCUGGGGGAACUGUCCUUUGAUGGGAGCUCAUGCCUGUCCUUAAAUUGUGACAGAUGACACUGGGUCAUCACUCGUAGGGGCAGGGUCUUCGUCUGUGUCCGCAGUGCUGGGCAUAGUGCCUGGUGAUGAGUAGGAGCUCAGGAAGUGUUAGCCCUUCCCUAAAUAGGGACUGAAGGAGCCCUGGUGGUACACUGGUUAAGCACUCAACUGCUAACCAAAAGGUUGGCGUUUCCAAUCCACUCAGCAGCUCCGUGGCAAAAAGACCUGGCCAUCUGCUUCCAUAAAGAUUACAGCCAAGAAAAUGCAAUGGGGCAGGUCUAAACUGUCACAUAGGAUUGCUAUGAGUCUUAACAACAAAAACAAAGUGGGCCAGUGGAAGUGAUCCAUCGCUUAGGAAGCUACCAGCAGAGGGAGCCAGCAUCUCACAAGUGAAAGCUGCAGAGGUUGUGGGACAAUAGCAAAGGGGUCUGACCAUUCCUGAGGCUGGUCCUUCUCCCUUAAGGGACCAGACCCCGAGACAUUCCUGACCACUACUCCCUUCCCCGUGGGUAAAACCUUCCCCUAGACCCGACCCAGGAAGAGAAGCUGUGUCAGAUCCCCCAUCUGGGGCUGUCAGGCAGGUGCCAUCAGUGAGUUAAAAAGGUGUGACUAGGCAGCCUUGGCCAACCUGACCUACAGCUGGGCCAGGUAUUUGCUCCCUGACCUCAUUUCCCUCAGCACUCCUGAGACAGCCUGCCAAGCUUCCAGGUUCCCUGGACUGUGGGGAGAGAUGUGUCGGUGGGGACAAGGGUCUUCCAGGCCCAGCUGAGAACAUGACCCUGACCCUAGUCUCCAAGCUUUCCCCUUUUCUUGUUCCCUCCCCUGAAAGGACAGCUUUAUGGACUCUCCUGUUGACUUGUCAUAAGAGUGCAUCCCGGCUCAGGGAGCCCCUCACCCUCUGUGCCCAGACCCAGAGGCAAUUCCUACUUCCCCACUGGAACUUUCUGGAGUUCAGGAGUUCCCGAUCUACAAUAAGCCCCUGGAUAGAGUUGGCAAGUGUUCCAGGAAGAACUCUACUGAAUUGAGAGCUGGCGGUAGCUCCAACAAGUCCCAGGCUAGCCGUGCAACCUUAAGGAGUCUCUCAGUCACCUUGAACCUGUUCCCUUAUCUGGCCAAACGGGGCUAGUUCUUGGCAUAUUCACUGUGCUGUUGAGAUGAAAGAUAAUGUUCAUAAAAAUGGUUUGAGGAAGUAUAAAGUGUUGCAAAAGUAUAAGGAAAACAAGUACAGUGUUCGAGCAUUGUUGGGAUCACAACUGGAAGGUCCAAAAGCUUUUUCUAAAAUUGACCAGGAUGGAGGUUACUGGAUGGCCAGGCCCCAAACAUCUGGGUAAGGAGGGGGACCCCCUGCUGGAUCUCUUUCCCUAAAGGCCUCAUCUGCCUCCCUUUGUAAUAACAUGACCGCAAUGCUGCAGGCUGGCAGCUCAUCUCAGGUUU
Molecule: messenger RNA, 7765 nt
Organism: Loxodonta africana (African savanna elephant)
Lineage: Eukaryota; Metazoa; Chordata; Mammalia; Proboscidea; Elephantidae
Gene: SGSM2
Product: small G protein signaling modulator 2
Exons: 24
Coding region: 124-3315 (1063 amino acids)
Biological process (GO): activation of GTPase activity
Molecular function (GO): GTPase activator activity
Source: RefSeq, a predicted model, not a curated record